CUGCGAUGUCAUGAAAAACAUUUGAACGGCUUCCGUGGGCCAUCAGUUUGUUGGCAAUUCUCGAGCCCGUCGGAACACAAGAAAAUCAGAUUUUGAAAGAAUUACCAUAUUCCAAAAUUAGAAAGUUUCAAAUAUAUCUAUCUCACUCAAAAAAGCCAAAACAAAAGACACACAACAACCAAAGUUUAUCAAUCCAAAAGCCAAACAAAUUGUGAUGUGAUACGAGGCGAAUAACUAACGCGUCUUUUGAGUUUUUCCCUAUUUUCCUUGAUACCUUUUCGGUUAUUUUUGGGUAAAUCUUUUUAUGUUCUGCCGUUUUCGAAAUAUUUUUAUGAGCUGUUAAACGCAUUUAUUGUCGAGUGUUUUCCUCUGUGUGUUUGUGCGCGAAGUUGAUUUGAAAUUUUUAUGCUUUUGGCCAUUUAUGCGCGCUGCUUUUUAUGUGCUCAGAGAAAUCAACAACAAAAUCAUAAAUAAAUAUUUUUGGCCGUGAAUGAAAUUGAAAAUUGCGCACGACAUACGCAAAAAUGCGUAUAUGUAGAGAUUUCAGAACUAAGUGGAUCCAUUAAUUUUUGAAAUUAAACAAGAAGUGCAUUGACUUUGGCACGGCGGCAGACAAAACACAAAGUCAAGGUGUUAUAUUGUUAACUCUUGUUAUUGUUGGCACUAAAUGUUUAUGUGAAUAUAAAUGUGCUUUUGCGAAAUGCAUUUUAUUUAACGAAUUUAUUGGCAAUACCAAGGCGCUAGCGCAGCAACGAAAUAAUCAACAGAAACAUAUUUAAAUAUUGCAAUUUUUGUGUGUGCUUGCGUAAAAAAUUAAUAUUAAUAGCAGAAACGGAAGAAAAGAAACUGAAACGGCAGUUACUAAACCGAUAAAAUAUUGUGUUUCCUGAAUAAAACUCAAACUACAAUAAAACAUACUACGAUUUUAAAAAUCCCUAUAAUUAAACGGUUAACAAAAGUCAACUACGCGGGUCGGUUGUCGUUUACAAAGGAAUAAACCAUAAACUAAACUAUAUUCGUCUAUACACAAAUAUAUAUAUAUAUAUAAAUAUCUAUAUACAGACAUUUAAAAGACAAGCGUUAAAGAGGCUUUCAGAACUAACAUUUAAUGUGAACUUAUUUUAAAACCAUAAAACAAUAAGCUACUUCUACAUACAACAUAAAGGCUUCAAGUUAAAUCAUAUGUGACAAAAGCGAAUAAACAAUUAGCCAACUGCUCAACCAAGUCAACUAAGUAAAUAUUUGUUAAUUACAAAAGCCAAAAACCAACAAAGACAGCAACACUAUACAAAUAAAAGCAAACAAAGUUACAAAACGCCGCAAUUGAAAGCUUCCAUUUUAAAACAGAGAAUUAUAUAUAAAUGCAACACGUAAUAAAUAUUUAAAUAUAUGAAUUUACGCAAAGUAUAUAUGAACGUAUAAAAAAUAUAUAAAUAAAAAAGUUACUAUUUUCUAUAAAUAUAUAAAGCAUAUAUUAUAUGUAAGUGUUGAAGACAGAAACAAUAUUUUAAAUAAUAAAUCAAAUCGAUUGAGAGGAAAAACAGAAUAUUACCAACCUACUGCAAAAAUACAUCUUGGAGACAAAUACAAUAUUCAAACAAAUGCUGUAAUAAUACAUUUAAACAAUAUUUAAAAUAAUAAUAGACAGAGGAACAGAGAAAAUUUAAAUAAAAUCACCCCACAUUCGUCACACAAAUGCUGCAAUAUCAGCAACCGCAACAGCAACAGCAACAACAGCAGCAGCAACAGCUACUGCAGCAGGAGCAACACCAGCAACUGCAACAGCAACAGCAGCAACAUCAGCAACUAUUGCAGCAACAGCUGCCGCAGCAGCGACGGCAAACGUACAAGGAGUACUUGCAGCAACAUCAGCAGCAGAAGCAACAGCAACAGCUGCAGCAGCAACAACAGCAGAACAAGCAGCAACCCCUGCGGAUAUUCCGCGUCCACUACAUCCGGUUGAAUUCCAAGGACGGUGUACCGUCCCUCAACCAGCAGGUCAAUGGCUAUCCCAAUGGAUCCCCGAAUGGCGCCAAAAUGAAGACCAUAGCACCGAAUAUCCGCCGUCGGCGGCGGUGUGAUAAACACCAUUUGGAGCUGUACUGCAAUGAGACCACCACUCCACCCACAAAUGUUCCCACUAGCAGUGGUGGCAGCAAUAACAACACCAGCAGCAGCAGCAGUAAUCAGUUGAAGCCCGGAGGCCUCAGGAUCCGGGAAUGUAUUACAGCACCCAGUACGGCGGCCAGUUCGCCGGUGGAUGAGCACAUGUGCAUCCCAGCACCGCCCAUCACACCACCGCCCGCCUUCCUCACGGAGGGCUACAAACGAUCCAGCACCUCGGUCUCCACCUCGGCUUUGCCCAGUGCCACCAGUAGCCAGGAGACCCAGACCCACAGCCAUAGUCAGAGCCACAACCAGAACCAGACCCACACCCAUAUGCAGGGCCUGAAACCGAACCCGAUACGCCAUCAGAAGCCAUUUCCCGUCGUGGCCAAGCCACUGGGUCCGCAGAAGCCCAGGACGACGGCCACCAUUGCGGUCACGUUGAACAGCGGCUCGAACAAGCCACGUGCCACGGUCAAGAGAAGUUUAGAACCAAGAAAAGACAAGACUGAUGCACAACAACAACACGGAGGCAAUGGCACAAUAUCCACGCCCAACAUCGAGCAGCCCACCUGCCAGGGCUCGAUGCUGCCGCCCCCCGGAGGCGGUGGCCAUCACCAGGUGGACGGGAGUGGCAAGAUGGAGCGGCCCAACACGCUCGCCGGCGCCAACAAGCUGACCCGGCGAGGGGUCAACAUCUGCUACCACAACGAGCACAUGUAUGGCGAAGAUGGAAAAAUGGUGGGUGGUCCGCCGGGCAGCACUCCGCCCCCCUAUCCGGGUGGCAAGCUGCCGCCGGGCGUGAUGCUCAGCGAACUGCCGGAGCCGCCGAUUCCGCUGUCGGAGAUCGGACCGAUCCCACCGCCCCCGAUGUUCUCCACACCGAGUCCCACGCUCAUCGCAGGACGACCGCACGGGCCGGGGGCCGUCAACGAUCAGGAUUACCAGCAGGACUACGACUACGAUGAUCACGAUCCGGAUCAGGAUGAGCUUGACUCGGACGACGAGUACGCCCCGUACGGUGGCAACCAUGUGCGCAUGAUGGACACGCAGCGCGUCGAGGAAAUUCCAGCCAAAGAGCCCAAACCAAAUGCAGUUCCUCUCAAGUCGGCGCUGAAGAAGAAGGGCGGCAUCCAGCCCGCCUCCGCCUCCACGCCGGUCACGCCCACCCAGGAGCAUGGGGCGGGCAGCGCGGCAACGGCGGCGGCCUUGGCAAACAGCAAUGGCGGUAUUGGUUCGAUGGCGGCAGCCGCGGCAGCAGCGGCCCAGCAAUCCACCAACCAGCGUCCGCUGGUCGUUCGCCAGGAUGCAGCGGGCAACAACUAUUCGCUCAAGCCAAUACUACGACCACGGAUUAGACUAUGCAGGCAGCAAAUGUUCAACAUCCAAUUGCCGUGCACUGUGGAGAACAAGGAGAAUGCCCGGCCCUUUGUGAUACGCGAAAGCAGCAGCGAUAGUGACGAGAGCGAUGGCCAUAUCGUCUACCGGGACGAGGACAACGACAACACCCGGCUGGCCAAGCUGGCCCGCAAGGAGUCGCUCUCCCUGAAGCUGAAACUCCGGCCGGACAUGCAGGACCUGAUCAACCGCAACAUCCUGCACCAGGUCAACGACAACGAGCUCAAGGAGUCCAAGGAGGCGAUCGGGGCACGCCUCAUCCGCCGGCUGUCGAUGCGACCCACGGCCGAGGAGCUGGUCGAGCGCAACAUCUUGAAAACUCAAUCACCCGCCGAGGAGAAGAAGCAGAAGGAGGAGAAGAAGUCGUAUCUGUUGCGCAAACUCAGCUUUCGGCCCACUGUCGAGGAGCUCAAGGAGAAGAAGAUCAUCCGGUUCAACGACUACAUCGAGGUCACGCAGGCCCACGACUACGAUCGACGGGCGGACAAGCCGUGGACAAGACUGACGCCAAAGGACAAGGCCGCCAUUCGCAAGGAGCUGAACGAGUUCAAGUCCUCCGAAAUGGCCGUCCACGAGGGCAGUCGGCAUUUGACGAGAUUCCAUAGGCCAUGACGAUUGCAAUGGCAGCAAGUUUCCAGCAAAUUACAACAGCAACCCAAGCAACAAUUGUAUUUUAUGCAGCAUCAAAUUGUCAACAAAUGUUUAAAAGCAAAAAAUUAAGCCAGCAAACUGGGGAAAAAGAAGAACACUUUCAACGCAAAAAACAACCAGGCAUAAAAAUGCAAAUAAAAUAAAAACAAAAAAAAAAACACAAAAAAAAGGAGGAAGGAAGCGUGAGAAGCGAGGAAAAUUAAGAAAGAAAGGCCACAUUCAAGAACAUAAUUAAUAAUUUUAGGUUUCUGUUGAUCAUAGCGAGAGUGCCGCUCGGUUUUCUAAUUUUAAGUUCUUUGUUUCACCUUCUUUAUUUUUGUUAAUUGUGUGUAAAUAAAAUUCUUUCGAUAUUCAAGCCAAUUUCACAACGCAAAUCAAAAUAUCAAUUCGUCUUUUGUAGAAAUGUUAAGUCGCUUUUUGAGUCAAGGCAAUUAUGUAUUAUAUUAUAUAAAAUUAAUCAAUUAAACAACAACAAGGAGAAACACUAAAUGAUAUUCAAUUAAUAAUUAUAUUAAAGCAAAAAAUGGCUGAGAACAAUUCAUUAAAGCUUAGACAUUAAUUUAAACUUACCGUUGCUUUCCAUACAUUUUUAAUUUUGAAUUAAGCCAGCUAAAACACAAAAAAAAAUACAAACAAACUACAAUUCUAAACGAAAAAUUAUGUUUUACAUUUAUAAUUACAUUAUUGUAAAAAGCUUAAAAGUAAACAAAACAACACAUUAAACUUAGAACUACCACAUAUAUACGAUAAUACGGAAAAAUAAAUUCUAAUUUUUCGAAAGACAUGUUUACGAAAGAUAA
This is a messenger RNA of Drosophila subpulchrella, 4955 nucleotides long. RefSeq names its product protein nutcracker-like. Gene Ontology annotation, molecular function: protein kinase binding; actin binding. Gene Ontology annotation, biological process: positive regulation of autophagy of mitochondrion; autophagy of mitochondrion; actin cytoskeleton organization. The transcript has 9 exons. The record is from RefSeq and is a predicted model, not a curated record. Lineage: Eukaryota; Metazoa; Arthropoda; Insecta; Diptera; Drosophilidae. The coding region runs from base 1696 to 4116 and encodes 806 amino acids.